AGGGCAUACCAAAAUGUCAAUUUAGUCCUUGUUUCACAACCUCAUAUAUAAAUCCCAUUACAACCCUUCAAACAUUCCCACAACAAUCUCCCCAAACACUCAUUCUGAGAAAUUGAAGUGUUUUCUAGGGAGAGAAAGAUCCAACAAAACCAAACUAAAAGAUCGAAACCAAUCAAAGGAAGUCAACACAAUGGAGAUGUCGCCGGGUUGGUUUUGGUGUUUUUGUAGGCGAGGAAGGCCGUAUCUCGGGGUUCUUUUUCUACAACUUGGAUACGCUAUUAACAACAUUUUAGUAAAGUCUGCUUUAAACGAGGGGUUAAAUCCAUACACUUUUUCUGUUUAUCGUAACGUUGCUGCAGCCGUUGCUUUCGGCCCUUUUGCACUAUAUUUUGAAAGGAAAAUACGUACUAGAAUGACAUUUUCCGUGUUUUGGAAGAUAAUGUUGUUAGCACUAAUAGAGCCGGUUUUGGACCAAAUACUAUACUACACCGGGAUGAAGUACACAACCGCAACCUUUGCCAUCGCAAUGUGCAAUGUUCUACCCGCGUUAACUUUUGUCAUGGCAUGGAUCUUUAGGCUUGAGAAGGUGAAUGUAAAAAAAUUGCAUAGUCAAGGGAAGAUCUUAGGAACCCUUGUGACUGUUGGUGGAGCCAUGGUUAUGACACUUGUUAAUGGACCACCGGUUCCAUUGCCAUGGGCCAAGGAGGGCAGCGAGGCGCACCAUGCUCUAGCCCCCAACCCUGUGGUCUCACAAGACCAACACAUCAAGGGUGCCAUCAUGAUAACUGCUGGUUGCUUUUGUUGGGCUAGCUUUUACAUUCUUCAGGCUAUGACUCUCAAGGAAUACCCGGCUCAGUUAUCCCUCACAACCCUUAUAUGUACGAUGGGUGCUUUACAAGGAACCAUCGUUACUUUGAUCAUCGAGAAGGCUAAAUCUGGCAUCUGGUCUAUGCAAACCGAGACUGAAAUUGUGGCUACACUUUAUAGCGGAAUCGUUCGAUCCGGGGCUAGCUACUACGUUUCAGGGCUAGUUAUGAAGGAAAAAGGACCCUUUUUCGUGACCGCCUUCAACCCUCUCGGGAUGGUGAUCGUUGCAAUCGUGAGCUCGUUCACACUCGCGGAAAGAUUAGUUUUAGGAAGAGUUCUCGGAGCAUUUAUCAUUGUAGUCGGUUUGUACCUGAUCAUAUGGGGUAAGAGUAAGGAUUCGAGUUUAUCAAGUUCGAAUUCGAGUGAAGUAGAAAUCAGUGAUCAAGAAACAUGCGAUAAUAAAGAUCUGAAUGAUGCAAAGGCUUCAAAGGAAGAUCGAAGAAGUGAAGCUGUUGUUUGAUUCUUUAAUUUAUAAACAGAAUAAGUGAAAAUUCUUCAAUAUUUUGAGGGUUUUUCUCUAAGAAGACUUGUUUGAGAUUGAUGACUGACUUUUAGUUUUGGUUGGUUACUGCUACAAACAUGGCAGCCAACUUCAACACCACUCUGUUACUUCUCAUUGGGGUUUUAAUCUAAUGCAUAUAUUUUGUUGUUUUUAUUA
Molecule: messenger RNA, 1525 nt
Organism: Helianthus annuus (common sunflower)
Lineage: Eukaryota; Viridiplantae; Streptophyta; Magnoliopsida; Asterales; Asteraceae
Product: WAT1-related protein At2g39510
Exons: 7
Coding region: 191-1327 (378 amino acids)
Cellular component (GO): plasma membrane
Molecular function (GO): transmembrane transporter activity
Source: RefSeq, a predicted model, not a curated record